Phragmites australis (common reed) is the source of this 1176-nucleotide messenger RNA. RefSeq names its product ubiquitin-conjugating enzyme E2 4-like. The transcript is spliced from 5 exons. Bases 354 to 995 code for a protein of 213 amino acids. Lineage: Eukaryota; Viridiplantae; Streptophyta; Magnoliopsida; Poales; Poaceae. The record is from RefSeq and is a predicted model, not a curated record. Gene Ontology annotation, cellular component: nucleus. Gene Ontology annotation, molecular function: ubiquitin conjugating enzyme activity. Gene Ontology annotation, biological process: ubiquitin-dependent protein catabolic process; protein polyubiquitination.
GAAGUUCCUUUCUCUUGGUGGGCAACUGAAUUCCACAUGAGAUUAACCUAAGAGUGAAAUCCAGCGAUCAUCACUAACGAUCUACUUAACCUGCUAAAUUUCUUCUGUUCCUCGAACACCCUCCCUGGUCUGUAUUCCUUUUCCGUUUCCCCCUUCUCGUUGUCCCUUUCCUCUGUGCUUUACUCACCUCCUGGCCUGUCCCCCUCUCCGGCUCUCCCCUUCGCCCAUCGCAAUAAAAACAAAUCAAUAAUAGAGAGGAGGUAGCAACAGAGGCUGCUUAAUCUCUUCCUCUUAUCUGCAAAAGCUCGUCUGAAGAGGCGGAGAGGAGCGGCAAAUUCUUGUCUUUGCCCAAGAUGUCUUCUCCAAGCAAGCGCCGGGAGAUGGACCUCAUGAAGCUGUCAGGAUCUUGGGGUGUUUCAGAGAUUUUCCUUUGGGAUUUUGAUGGGGAUUCCUUGAUCCGGAUUUCUGUGACUGUUGAUGCUUGCAGGAUGAUGAGCGACUACAAGGUGGAGAUGGUGAAUGAUGGGAUGCAGGAGUUCUUUGUUGAAUUCCGUGGGCCUAACGAAAGCAUUUAUCAAGGAGGUGUAUGGAAGGUUAGAGUAGAAUUACCAGAUGCAUAUCCUUACAAAUCUCCAUCAAUUGGUUUCAUCAAUAAGAUAUAUCACCCAAAUGUUGACGAGAUGUCUGGUUCGGUCUGUUUGGAUGUCAUCAACCAGACAUGGAGCCCAAUGUUUGAUCUUGUCAAUGUGUUUGAGGUCUUCCUUCCGCAACUGCUACUAUAUCCAAAUCCUUCUGAUCCGUUAAAUGGAGAUGCUGCUGCGCUGAUGAUGCGUGAUCGCGCUGCUUAUGAACAAAAAGUGAAAGAAUACUGCGAAAAAUAUGCCAAACCAGAGGAUGCUGGUGUAAUCCCAGAAGACAGGUCCAGUGACGAAGAGCUGAGUGAAGAUGAAGACGACUCCGGUGACGAGGAGAUACUGGGCAAACCAGACCCGUAGUCAAGUUGGAACGUAUUUCCCCGACUAAUUCGAAAACAAUGUUUAUUGCAGCAACUGCAACUAAACAUAUUGCAGCAACUGCAACUAAACAGUUUCUGAAUGUCUCAGUGAAGUCUGAAUGCCAUGUAAAUAAAGUGCAGUUUCAUGUUCUCUAAUGUUAAUUCCAUCCUCAGUUGAUCAA